AUGGACACUGGAGUCGGUGACACGGCCAACUCGUAUGGUUACGAUGGAGGGAGGGUGCGUAAGUGGAACGUGGCCACGUCGCCUUACGGAGUAGCCUGGUUGCCUGGUGACGUCAUAGGUUCCUGUUUGGACCUGGAUAGAGGCACGCUAGAGUUUUUCAGGAACGGAGUAACCCUCGGCGUAGCGUUUGACAAAGUUACCCACGGCACUGGGUUGGCGUAUUUCCCUGCGGUCUCAUUAGCCAUGCAGGAGCAUUUGUAUGCCAACUUCGGGCAUGUGCCGUUCGUGUUUCCCAUAGAGGGCUUUGCGCCGCUCCAAGCUGCCCCUGGCCGCGAUUGCGCAAGAGCAGCGCUUCUCUUCAAGUCUGUCGAUGCAAUAUUGGAUGAGUUGACACGCUUGCCUGAUCUUAUGGCGCCGGUUACAACUAAAAGUAGCAAGACUAAAUCAAACUCUUCGAAGAUGGAAGAGGAAGUCGCGCUUCGUAUCCACAGUUCAAAUUCGGUGUACACCCCCAGAGGGUCCCCUCACAACAUGCUGGACGUCCAGAAGAACGACAUGCAAAAAAUGUCGAGAAAAGCCUUCCUCAUGUCUCUAGCUCGGCUGGUGGUGAUAGAACUCGGCACAGUCCUCAAACUCUCCUAUGUGGUUGUAUCAGAAUUGUUGCCCAGGGUUCGUGUGGCCUUAGGUUUACACUCAAAGGGACAAGUGCCAGAGCAACACGCGAUGGAUUUCUUCGUGAAAGCUAAGGAGAAUGGAUUUAUUGGACUAUCAGAGAAGUUCCUAUCGCAGCCUCAGCCCCGGCUCUGCACGUUAUUGGAGCUUUUGUGGACUUUUCUGGAUGAAGCUGCUCUAUGCGAUAUCCUUGAGCACUGUGUCGUUAGAGAGUGCCUGAUGUUUGAUUUGGUUUCACCGGAUAUGAACUUCACGCAGCAAAUUGAAGGUAUCUACGUUCUGUGCGGUCUGAUGCAGCAUCGUGAGACCAGGCACCAUCUAGUCAAAUACGUUUUCUUCAACAAGAUUACAUUUGACAACUUUAUGAACAUCAAGUGUCCUGAUGACAGCGUGCUGAAGACAGUGAUCCGGAAGCCGUGGUGGCAACGACCGACCCCCGUUCAUGGGGAGACCGAUCCUCGAAUUGCUGAAAUGGCAGAGAAAGGUGAAAUUGGGCGGAAUCCAUGCCCAUUUAGUGACACAGAUAAAAUAUCAAGACUACGAGCCCCAACAAAGGACGACACGAAAACAGAAUUGGAAUAUCGAGAGGACUGCGAUAAAAUUACCAAAGCGAUUGCUCCGUUGGAGCGAAUUCAGCUGGAGUUUCUUCUGAUGCUACUCGACAAUACUGAUGGCACGAACAUGGUGCCCUCCACCAGGAAGAUAUUCUUGGAGAAAUUUCGUAGAUACAUCAUGGACAACUGCAUACUGGACAUGCGGCUGUUCAAUGUGUCCCGCAACUCCCCCGCCAUCUCGUGGUGCUGCCACGCGCGCCUCUUGACAGCUGUCAACCGGCUGUGGCAGGAGAACCCGCUCGGCAGCACGAACGUUCCUCCUCACAUUCCACCGCGCACAUUUAUUGACGGAGAGCUAGACUUCUACAACGUUGACCGACUCGGUGGUGUUUUGCCCUUCCUGGUGAGGACAUUACGACAGGAUCUUGUGAACAUUCUGGGCGAAGACAAUCCGUUUGUCCAAAGCUUUGAGCCGAAUUAUAACAGGGGUGGUGGAAUUGAUACGGGAGUAAGCGACAUGGCUGCCGGGUCACCAGGACUGGCCACAUUGCCGCAGGUCAUAUCUUCAAUGGCCCGUUUCAUGCAUGGAGCUAUGCCCCCUAUUCCAAACAGAACUACUGGUGAGACAGCGCUAGCUCUAAAAGGCACCAGAUCGAUGAUGCCUGGCGCUGGCUCCAUCGACGUGAGAUCUGCGUAUCUGAGGUUGCUGGAUGGUCUUCUGGCUUUGUACCACGGAGCUGCUAUAAAACACGCUGAAAAGCUUUGUGAACUUCGUGAUAACCAACUGGACUUGGCUGACUGUCUUCACGAUAUUGAGCAGAGAAUGCACGCGGUGUCCGUAGAACUCCAAUUUAUAGGUGUAAAUGGAGAACUCACUGAACAAGAGAAGAUCAGGAAAGAAUUGACCGAGAGAAUAUUCAGGGAAUUGGACAGAUCGAAAGAAGUUUAUGAGGAGAAAUUGGAAGCAAGCGCCUUACAGAUGGGUUGGGUGAUCGGAGCCAUUUGGACUAAGCAGAGACAGCAGGAGUUGGCGAAACAUUUUGCGGGUACUUUGCACUCUUUGAGAAUGGCCUCGGAUCCCGAUUACGCUAGCAUACAAGUUGCGAGCAAGGAAAUUCUGCCCGGAAAAAGCUCGUUUCUGGGCAAGGGCAGCUACGCGUCUCUCCAGCUGGAGUACACUUCAAGUUCCGAUCAAAGUCCACAGAGCCCACCCUCCAGAACGGAAACACCGCGCGCUGAAUCUCAAACACACAUGGAUCCGACAGAUGUUAACCAAAGAACCGUAUCCUUCGUUCCAGAAACCGGUCCCGACUUUGCAGAGUCGCUCUUCGCGUUCAUCCCUGAUUAUCACGUGGAUGCUAUGCUAGAGUUAUGUAAUACCCUUCGUCUUUACAUGCACCCCACAGUACCAAUACACCAGGUCGCCGAAUGGGAAGAACUAGUCGUAUCAUGUGCUGCAUUUCUCUGCUCCGAGUUUGCGGAUUCGCGAAUAGUGCUGGCCAGCACCAGGGAGUCUCUGGUGCAGACGUUGGCGUCGUUCGCGACACAACCGGCGACGAUGAGAGCGAUAGAACGAGUGCCCUUGAAACAACAAAUGAGUAUGAUCGAGGAAUUGGUACGGCCGUACCAGAACCGCGCAUGGGCGCAGUCGAAUUGGGUGCUAGUUCGGUUCUGGCAUGGCUCAGGUUUUGGCUUCAGACAUAGGCAGUGGCCACAUUUAGCAGCAAGAUAUGGAGACAGGGAGCCGACCGUGAAUAAUUUGGGAGCAAAAGUGGACGCCGGUCUCAUGAGCCAGUGUUUCGGUCCGUGUCCGUCAGAGGUGAUUCAGAGCCGAAUCGGUGACUACCUGGCGUCACAUCCAAAAGAAGCCGCGUUGUACCUCAAUUCUCUUCUGAGUCAGUUGAAUUGGGCGUUUUCAGAGUUCUUCACUAUGAUGCAAGAGAUGGAUAGGAUACAAGUGGACUCCCAGCUGGAGCCACGUCAAAUAAAACUUUGUGCUACGUGCUUUGACCUCUAUCAUGGACUGGCAAGGGCCCUGGAGAUGACGUUGAGCCUAGCGCCGUUACUACUCACGCAACCGGAAGCUAGCGAUAAUCAAAACGACUUAUUAUUGGGAAGAACUUGUCAGAUCCUAAUGGCUGUUGUGUCCAGAAUCUGCGUCCGGGGUGGUGGUAGCGGUGGCUUUAGCAGACUGGUAUCACGAGGGUUGCCCGACACUGAUCGAGUUCACUACUAUGUGGCACUGGCGCCAGUUGCUGGUUGCGUUAUCAGAAUGUUAGACCCCAAGCUGCCUAAUGAGCACCUUAAUAGGGUGAAGACGUCACUAGUAACAGAACCGCUGUUCAGAUUGGAUGGUCUGGAGUUUAUGCUAUCUAAGAACAAUAAACAAUUCUCCUUCUACAAAUAUCCCGAUGACAUAAAAGCAGACGAACUAAAAGCGUUAGAAGCUACAAUAGAACAGUUGCGAAUAUCGCGCGACAAUUACUUGAAGUCAAAGUCGCCCGGGUCGAGUGGCGCUCAGUCGGAUCUCCUUUGCACCAUAUGCUAUGCCAGACCAGCAGACACGGCUUUCGUACCGUGUGGACAUCACUCUUGCAGGGCCUGUAUAAUGCAACAUCUUCUGAAUAGCAAGCAGUGUUUCUUCUGUAAGGCUGACAUUGACACUGUUAGAGAAAUGGAACCAACGAACAACUAA
This is a messenger RNA of Leptosia nina, 3921 nucleotides long. Lineage: Eukaryota; Metazoa; Arthropoda; Insecta; Lepidoptera; Pieridae. The record is from the annotation of a GenBank genome assembly.